This is a messenger RNA of Corythoichthys intestinalis (scribbled pipefish), 2328 nucleotides long. RefSeq names its product ribonuclease inhibitor-like. Gene Ontology annotation, molecular function: protein binding. The record is from RefSeq and is a predicted model, not a curated record. The transcript has 10 exons. Lineage: Eukaryota; Metazoa; Chordata; Actinopteri; Syngnathiformes; Syngnathidae. Gene Ontology annotation, cellular component: cytoplasm. The coding region runs from base 763 to 1527 and encodes 254 amino acids.
CGACGAGGUGACAACAAGGCUUUAUACCCGAUCAACAGUCAUCUCGCUCACACAUUUACAAGGUAGAAGGAUGCCUCUGGACACUGAGCGUAAGGAGCUGCUGUUGAAAACUCUGAUGGAGCUGGGGGAGGACGACCGUCAGUCUUUCAACAGAUUUCAGUCAUGAUACCUGUCCACGGUCACCUCCCUCACACGUAUGUAAGUCAGAAUUAUGGCUCUUGAAAGCGGAGGGAAGGAGCUGCUGUGGAACACACUGAGGGAGCUGGGGGAGGACAACUUCGAGUCCUUCAGGUUCCACACGGACCUGCCUCAAAGCGUACGUGAAAACCCCCGCCGGGCGUACAUUGCUGACGAGCUGAUAAAGAAGCACGGCGAGAACACUCUGGGUCAGACCAUCAUGCUUCUGGAGAAGAUCGGUAACAACAAUUUGGCCGAGAAGCUGCGCAGCGACAUGGUGAAAAUAAAAGUCUAAGGGAUUGUAACCUGGACAAAGGCAGCUGUCAUCUGCUGGCUUCCGUUCUCAGUUCUCCAUCCAACCUGAGGCAUCUGGACCUGAGCUCAAACAAUCUGUCUGACGAGGGGGUUGAGAUUCUCUCAAAAGGACUGGCCAGCCCACACUGCAACUUAGAAGUCCUCAAGCUGUCAUCAUGCAGCAUCACCCAGAAAGGAUGUGUUUCAUUGGCUGAGGCUCUCAAGGUAACUCCCUCCCAUCUUCAAGAGCUGGACCUGAGCGACAACAAUCUGUCGGAUGAAGGGGUCGAGAUGCUCUCGAAAGGACUGGCCAGCCCACACUGCAUCUUGAAAAUCCUCAAUCUGGAAAACUGCAAGAUCACCACUGAAGGAUGUGUUUCAUUGGCUGAGGCACUGAAGGUAACCCCCUCCCAUCUUCAAGAGCUGGACCUGAGCAGGAACAAUCUGUCGGAUGAAGGGGUUGAGAUCCUCUCGAAAGGACUGGCCAGCCCACACUGCAUCUUAAAAGUCCUCAAGCUGUCAUGGUGCAGCAUCACUCAGCGAGGUUGCAUUUCAUUGGCUGAGGCACUCAAGUUAAACCCCUCCCAUCUUCAAGAGCUGGACCUGAGCUUCAACGGAUUAUCGGACGAGGGGGUCGAGAUCAUCUCGAAAGGACUGGCCAGCCCACACGGCGUCUUAAAAGUCCUCAAGCUGUCAUGGUGCAGCAUCACUCAGCGAGGUUGCAUGUCAUUGGCCGAGGCACUCAAGGUAAUCCCCUCCCAUCUUCAAGAGCUGGACCUGACUGAGAACAGUCUGUCAGAUGAAGGGGUUGAGAUCCUCUCGAAAGGACUGGCCAGCCCACACUGCAUCUUAAAAGUCCUCAAUCUGUCAAGGUGCGGGAUCGCAGAUACAGGAUGCAUUUCAUUGGCCAAGGCUCUCAAGUUAAACCCCUCCCAUCUUCAAGAGUUGAAUCUCAGGGAAAAUCUAAUAAAGAAAAAAGGAAAGAGGGUCUUAUUGGAGAUCAAGGAGGAUCCCAGCUAUAGCCUGAAGACUGUCGAAUUUAACCCGUGGGACUAAGAACAACGUUUGGUCCUUGGCGUCAAGAAGGGCGAGUCAUUCCAAAUGUUCAUUAUUAGAAGACGUCGAGUCCAUUUGGUCUCCUUCAGAUCUAGUUUGGUCUCACGUACUCUGACGAUUGCUAGAGGACCAUGUGUCGGCGCUACGGGCAAAGCGGCCUCGCUCACAGAAUUCGAGGGGGUCGUCGUCGUCGGGUUUUUUGCAGCCACAUGGAGGUGGAGUUCAAGGGGAAGGUCUAUGACCUUCCCACCAAACUGCUGGCAUUUGUUUUCAUCCAUUUGUACUGAGAGGGGUUGUCCAAAAGGAUUGGACUUUGAGCACUGUCAAUGACAGCCAAUAAUUUCAAUAAGUAUCCUUUCAAGGGUUAACCUUUUUUCACAAAUUUAAAAACCAAUGUCAUACGUUGACUUGAAAUAGUUUUGCGCAUUUUGACAUCUAUGUUUUAAAUUUGAUCAUUUUCACUUCUUUGUGCAAUAUGUUGUUUUGUACGAGAACAUUAAAAUCCUAACUUUAAAUAAAAGUUUUUAAAAAUCAUCUGACAAUGAAAAAAGAACUUGAAUCAAUACACUGGAAACGUUUCAUUUUGUUGACUUAUUUGAAAUGCAGGAAGGUAAGGAGGUCGAGUCGCCAUUACAAUGAAAAGAAUUACAAUGUCAAGUAACACGACUCUGAUUAUAUGAUUUUUAAAAAGAAAUGAUAAGGAGCAUUUGAGUAUUCUUGUAACCAAAUAUGUUUUACUUGAGUGCAUUUUUUUGGAUGACCACUUUAACUCGAGUCAUUUAUUUGGAAGUAAUGCUACUC